GAUCAACCGUGUGGCACCCGAACUGCAGAGACAGCAGCAGAAACGAGGACAGUUACAUGGUCCGCAGACCAAAAACACCUUGUCUUGAUUUCUAUUUCCCCCCACAUGAACUGAAGCACACUAGAUCCUCAUCCGAAAGCUCCUGUUCCCGGCCAGGCUCAUGCACUCCAGGGAGUCCUGGUCGAACUAUCUGCGCAAAAGUAGAUAAUGAGAUCAUUGACUACCGAGACUUAGCAGCAAUUCCCAGAGUCAAGGCUAUAUAUGAAAUAGAGCACCCUGAUAUGAUGUCUUAUAAGUCUGUGAACGACAACUCAGCUGCUUUGGACAACAGGCAGAACAAGCAAAUCCCUGCAGAGUCACCAGGAAAUGUAUCUCAAACCACACAGGAGAGUUUUGAAGUGAGGAUGCGCACACCAACAUCUACAAGCUACGGAUCUACAGGGGUUAAUGCAACGUUAAAUCGUCAUAGCUACACUCCAACUCUGUCCAGAUCACCACAACACUUCCACCGGCCAGGAUUGAAGCUUACUCCCUCUUUAGUCUCUGGCAACACUGACACCACUUCCCCUUUAUGUUACCACUUUCUCCCUCACACCAAAGAUGAAGGCUUCAACAUGUACAGGAGGCCUCCAAUUUAUAAACAGCAAGAUCCAAAUUCCUCCACAUCCCAAACAUCCUCUUUGCCUGGAUAUGGUCGCAAUGGCCUCAAUCCGCCACGGUCAGCUGAUUUCUCCCAUUACAAUGGUGAAAGAUUCAGAGACAUUAAGCUAAUCCAUGACGGUCAACAUCCAUUAGCACGAAUGGACAGAAGAGCGUCUAUGCCUAAUUUUUUGGAACCAAAAGUCUAUCCCUAUGACAUGCUCAAGGUUGCUACUAGAGGACGAGUGAAGCUUCCCAAGGAUGUUGACAGAACAAGACUCGAGCGUCACUUAUCCCCGGAUUCAUUCUUUGAGAUCUUUGGCAUGGACAUUCAAGAAUUUGACACACUUCCACUAUGGAAGCGUAAUGACAUGAAGAAGAAGGCAAAUCUCUUCUAAAUGUUGCCUGAUGCAUGUUUUGACUCAUUGUUAAUAUGCAGUGUAUGUCCAGUUAUGAUGACCCUAUAUGUAAAAAAAUUUUUCCUAAGACCUAGAUAAAUGACGUGUUUGAGGACAUAAUACCUUGUUUCCCCUGGUUUCUUUAGGCUAUUGUAACGAAUCAUGUGAUUAAUACCUCAAAACAGAUAUGAACAUACGAACUCUCAUAGUCUUGGCUUUGGUAAUAGCCAUUAUUAACUUUCCUAAAUCAGCCCUGUCUUCCCUGGGUCACAUUCAUAUUGGGUGAUUCCACUGUGAAAAGUGGGAAGCAUAGAGAAAGUAACUUCUUCUUUGAUGCUAUAGACCAGAAACCCUAUCACUUAGAAAUGCUUGUGCAAAUCAUCGAAUCACGAUCAGUGACAAUAUUCAUGAGGAGAACUAAUUCUUUUUUUCCAGUUAUUUAUUCCUAAAAUAUCUGCACAUGGCAAACAAGAUGGAUACAUUUAGGCAUCCAAAACACCUUAGGGAUACAGUUUAAGGUCGAAUGACAAGAAUGUAUCAACAUGUAGUUAAUGCAUGAGAAAAUGUUAGAGCAGACUCUUAGGCCAAACAGCUAAAGCCUCACUAACAACAUCUCAUUAGUGUAUGUUUCUACUUGCCUUCUGAAACUGAAGAAUUAUCGACUUUAGAACAUACAGUUUAAGAGUGGUUAAGGUCAAAGACACUCUAAUUGUAAUUAAAAGCCUUUGUAGAGCAUUAUUAUUGCCCUUUCUGAAUAAUACCUCAUAUGAUACCUGAUCCCUUGACCCUGUACACAGGAUAAGCGGUUGACAAUGGAUGGAUGGAUGGAUGGAUGGAUGGAUGGAUGGAUGGAUGAUACCUGAUGUAUGGUGGAGUGUUUGGUUACAUAACCUUCAUCAACAUGUAAUUCUGAUACAAUAUAUUGACUUAUUCCCUCAAGAACUGGAUGCAUUUCACCCAUGUUUUCAUUGCUACUACUAUAUGAUUUUAUAUUUUUGUUACUCAGUUGAUACUCACUUUGCUGUCUCCUGGUUACACAAAUGUUUAAGCACAAAACUGAAAAGAGUUACUAAAUUGUCACUGAAAUGAAUUAAGAUGACUUGACACUGACUUAGAUGUGAUAAACAUCAAUGUGUAUGUUACCGUGAAUUGGCUGUCCCAGCACACCACCUCAAACACCCUGAAUAAAAUCAUUCAUACAAGUUGA
This is a messenger RNA of Micropterus salmoides (largemouth bass), 2244 nucleotides long. RefSeq names its product actin-binding LIM protein 1-like. NCBI's taxonomy places the organism in Eukaryota, Metazoa, Chordata, Actinopteri, Centrarchiformes, Centrarchidae. Gene Ontology annotation, biological process: cilium assembly; lamellipodium assembly; cytoskeleton organization. Gene Ontology annotation, cellular component: stress fiber; actin cytoskeleton. Gene Ontology annotation, molecular function: actin filament binding. The record is from RefSeq and is a predicted model, not a curated record.